Molecule: messenger RNA, 951 nt
Organism: Pieris macdunnoughi
Lineage: Eukaryota; Metazoa; Arthropoda; Insecta; Lepidoptera; Pieridae
Source: the annotation of a GenBank genome assembly
AUGACGACUCUAAACAUUUGCCCAUUGAUCACCCCCAGCACGACCGACUGCAUAAAUUUUGAGAUUUACUCGGGAGCUAAGGACAUGGACCGUUUACCUGGCGAACCAGACCUCGGAGCUGUGUCGAAUACAGUUAUUCGAUUGCUACGACCAGUACCAAGGCAUGUCAAUCAUAUAAUUUAUUUUGACAAUUUUUAUACGAAUAUUCCUCUGGUACAUUACUUGACCAACGAAGGUAUUUAUUGUCUUGGAACAGUACAGAGAAACAGGCUUGGAAAGUCGUGCAAGUUGCCGGAGAAACGGGAGAUUAUGAAAUCCAACGUACCCAGAGGAACAUAUCACGAAAAUGUGGCCUCUCACGAAGGCCUAGAAUUGUCGGCCACAAGUUGGAAAGACAACAAACAGGCCAAUAUUCAAAUAUCAUGUCCUCGGGUUGUAAAAGAAUAUAAUGCACACAUGGGCGGCGUUGAUUUGAUGGAUAGCUUCAUUGGUCGAUAUCGCAUCCGCAUAAAGUCGAGAAAGUGGACAACGAGGCUCUUCUACCACUUGUUAGACAUGACUGUCAUCAAUGCUUGGGUACUGUACAAAAAGGUAAACACAAGGAAAGGAAAACUUCAGAAGAAUAUUAUGAAGUUAGCAGAUUUUAGAACUGAGCUUGCCGAUACUUUAUGUAGAUAUCAAAGUCACUCAAAAAAUAAAAGGGGCAGACCCAGUACCAACAGUCAACAAGACAAUACAGUACCCUCUAAAAAACCCCGGACAGGUGCACAAGUACUACCCCCAACUGACGUGCGUUCCGAUUGUAUUGGCCAUGAAAAAAUAUUUAUGGAGUCUAGGAAUAAAUGUAAAUUUAGUAAUUGUAGGAAACUUACCUCCUGGUUCUGUAAAAAAUGCAAAGUAUCGUUAUGCGAUAAUAAAAACAAUCGAUGUUUCGCAUUAUUUCAUGCAUAG